UGGUGACAUUACACAGACCGGGAACUCUUCAUACAGCAACAUUAUCUUUAUGGCUGUUUUGUUCUUUAUUGUUUCAUAGCCAACUUCAUGUCAUGCAGGACAAUAUAAUGUACACUUUUUGAGCUCUUACAUUGUUCUUCAAAGAUUUCCUGUGGAGAUGAAAGUAAACUAGAGAAUUUAGUUUUAUUGUGUAUUAUUACCGCUCAAACUCUGAUUUACGAAAGGAAGACGUGCGAUUAACAGGCUGUAAUAAAUUCCUCACCCUUCUUUGGUUCCGCACUCUUGAGUUUCUCCCGCUGUAUCUGACCUCAUGCUUUACGCAGUGCGGUCGUCGAGUUGAUAAUCCGUGUCACUAAUCUCUUUUAACAAUUUAUUUCAGAAAGACAGAUCAAACACACUAUUUCCCCUGACGUGGAGUACAGACCGGUAGGUCAUUCUAUUGUUAUAUGUUAAUUAGCCAUAUGGGGAACUUUUUAAAAACUUGCUGGCUAGCUAGUUGCUUGCUGGCUAGCUAGCGUUAAUGUCAUUUAAGUUCUGUCGGAGUUUCAUUCGCACACAUUUGAUUGUUAACGAUAGCUUGGCGAGAGUGACAUUUAUACUUCAGUUUUCAUACGAGCCUUGAUUUGGUAGCUUGUCGAAUGUUUUUAUCCUGACAGUCCACUUUUGUUUCUUGGCUAUUGGCUAGCCACUUUCGUUUUGCUAAACCAUUUGGAAGAAAAUAUUGCUGACGCGUUAGCCAGACAGGCCAGUGACCACAUUCAAGUUGUUACUGACCUAUUCUUCAAUUUAAGCACAUUGCGCUCUGUUCCUGCCGAGAUUAAUUAUUAUAUCUACAUUAAGGAUUUGUAUGUUCUUCUAUCUCGCAAAUAUAGAUCGAGUCCUGUAGUUGAGUUAUAUUUGACUUUUUAUCAGCACACCUUGGUGACGCCAGUCAAUCAGCUACAUCACCUUUCACAUGCUCGUGCAUCAUCAACAAAGACGAAUGGUGAGACUGAUAGUCUUGUGUUGGUAAGAAUGGAUUUGGCAAUAUAUUUGUAUGGUCAAACUGUGUGAAAUAUGAUAUUGUGAAACAUUGCACCGUUAAACGUGAGCAGGAGUCUAUUUUAUGGAAUAGAUUGGGAUCAAUGCCAAUUGUCAAUAGAGCAUGGCAAAAUGAGAUUGAGUCUUGACUCAAGUGGGUGCUGUAAAGUCAAACUGACAGAUGUAGAGUGUGGUAUAGCAGCUAGAUAAUGCGUUUUCUCGAUAUUAUUUAAAAAACAUAGCUGAUAUCUGCUUCUGUCCCUUGCAGCCCCGUAUUUGCAGUGACUGGUGUUGUUGAGCCACCUUGUGGUGUUUGCACACAGUGUAUCCCCCCUGCCUCCCUCUCUCUGUUUCUCCAUCUACUCUGUUGCUUUUUUUCUCUCACUCUUUCUCGGUUGUUAGGGUGUUUGACACCUGAGGUCUGCCACUAUGCAGCCUGGAGGAGCACACAAUGCUGUGUGUGGCCAGAGCCUGCUGUCCAACUCCCUUAGGGUGUAUCUGAACAACAAGAACAGACUGCAGCCCAUAAUCGGUCUGGGCUGUGUGACAGAGUGUGUGACACUCGGCAGGGACUCUGAGGCGGUGUACCUGUGUGAGGUGUGUGUGUGUCGUCUCAGUAAGGCUGAUGUCAGGAGCCACAUCAUGGGGAGUCUCCACCGAUACAACUACAUUAAAGUCCAUCACCCUCACUUUGUGUCAGAGUGGAAGCAGAGUCCUCCUGACCUGUCCAAGCUGGCCCGGCCUCUUAUGGAGAUGGCUCAAAUACUAGAGAAGAGAGAAGGAACCGGGGACGUACAGGUGCUGAAGUUGGAUGCUGCCAUGUAUGAUGAUAUGACAACACACAGCGAGAGUGAUGCUCUCAUCCUCUUGCAUGCCAUCAGGACUGGGAGGGUGCAGAGAGAUCUUCAGAGCCAAUCAGUGAAGCAAUCAGUCCAGUCGGAGUAUCUUACCAUCCAGUCACAGAGAACCGUGAUAUCGCCUCGGAGGCUCUCCGUCCAACCAGAGAGGCCUGUUGUCCAGCUUGACAACCGAACCGUACUAUGGAGGAGUCCGACCACCCAGAGUCGGAACUCAUCUAGCCAAUCGGAGAAGUCCCCUGUGUUGCAGCAGAGUGUCUCUAUCCAAUCACGGCUUAGUUCUUUGGAGGAGGAGGAGUUUCUCCAUGGAAGCAAACCACUGGUUGGUGCUUCACUGAAGCGUCCUGCCUCAUCAUGGCAGCAUGACCCCUCUCUUUCCCCGACCCCAAAUGUCACAGCUGGAAGUCAGACGUCUCUGGGCGGGCCUGAGGGGAAGGGGGCGGGACUGCAGGGGGUUCCUGCAAAGCUGAUUCGCUGUGAGCCGGUGUUCAAGGUCAGUCUAUCUAUGACGGACGGCCCCUGGCUGUUGGAGAGGAACUCCUUCAGCCUGGAAACCUCCCCCUCCUCCCUCAGACAUGCCUCACCCCUUCACUCCCCCACCGUAGAUGCCUCAUUCCAACGCUCUCCCGCUCCCUUACGUUUGCUUGGCCAGCCGGGAAACUCAGUUGCCGCAAGACUCGGAAACACACAUGAAAAUACACACACUCCGGGACUGAGACACACUCCGGGACUGAGACACACUCCGGGACAUGCACACACUUCGACUAUGAGACUGAGCCCAGCCAUACCUGAUCAGCAGCUGACUAUGGGAGACGAGGACACAGAGAAAGACCGUCUGUAUCUCGGAGGGGAACAGAGGUUCACCGACUAUGCUUUGUACGAUGGCAGAGAGAAAAACACAACUGACGGUCUCUACUCUGUCAAAGAGCAAAACAGUACUGACCUGGUUUACCUCAGAAGAGAGCAGGACCGAACUGACCCUCUGUAUUCAGAAAAUAACCGACUCACUGACACAAAUUUCCAUGUCCGAGUGGGGCAGAACAACCGACAAGGCAGUAUUUACCCCGGUCUAGCCUGUGCCAGAGACAUCACUGACACGGCGUCUGUUGCCGGGCCGAUUCUCUUCACUACCGGCCGUCUCUUGAAGGAGAGCUUGACAGACACUCCUCUAAUGGAAGAAGCACAGGAGGAGGAGAGGGGGAAUGAGUGUCAUUCUGGGGCACAGAGGCUUGCAGAGGAUGACAGGACAACUGACAGUCUUUACUCUACUGGAGAGAGGAUAAUAGACAGUGGGUUUUCCACAAGAAGCAGGUCAACUGACAAAAUGUACCAAACAGGAGAACGAUCAACUGACAAUCAGUUUUUUACAACAGAAGUGACAACUGACCGUUGGUAUGCUACAGGAGAGGAGCUAACUGACCGUCAGUUGAUGGAGGAAGAGGAGCGAUGCAGAGCUGAAAUUCAGAAUGGAGUUGGGCUCAUCGUGGAGGUCAUGGUGGAGGAGGGGGAGAGAGAGGAAGGAAAGGAUGGAGAGAGGGAGGAGAACUCAGACUUUUACCACCAACAGUAUUUGCAAGGCCAGCCUCCACAAUGGCACCAGGCGCAGGGGUUCACAGGAACUCAUAGGGGCGCUGUAGGGCUUCAUAUGGUUGACACAGCAGAUCUCAGACAUGACAUAGCCAUUUAUAGAGAUCAGGCAGGGCCAGCCCUUCACCGAGAAGAGAUGAGCAGUCGUAUGGGUGACCUAGCAGCCAUGCAGCAGGUGCAGUUAUGUGAGGCUGAGUACAGAGAAGUAUGGGCCUAUGGAGGCACACAGCUGACCCCUGACACCUAUAGAUCAGGUCCGCAGGAGUAUGAGACUGACCCUGGCUCCUACCUGUCAUUCCCAGAGGGCCACAGAAUAAACUGUGACCCCUACCAAGUGGUUUCUGAUUGGUUUAGAACCACCCCUGGCCCGCACUUCGUUCACUCUAACCCUGACGAGUUUACACCCCAGGUCCUCCCGUACCCCCACAAUACAAUGCCCCAGGGGAUUGGACCCAAUCCCCACUCUGGUCCCUUCCCCAUGAAGAUGAGGGGCGUGCAGUCACAGGAGUACAGAAGGCUCCCCAGCCCCCCAUUUGUUAUGGUGUCUAGACCCUGCCACCCUCAGCCCUUCUUUCCAGGACAUGAAGGCUUUCUGUCCCCCCGGCACGGCCCAGCCUUACCUCCCAGCCCUCCCCACUACAGAGGAGCCUACUUGGGCCACAGCCCUGCCCGGAGUCCCUGGGCAGCUCCAGGACCUCCCUGGGUCUAAUUACCACCCACCAUACAUAAAUCCACCAGGAUAGUUAUUUGUGGCACUUUAGACACUUGUUUUAAAUGGACAGGUGUUUUGUGUGUUUUAUACACUCUAGGUUCUAUUGUUUUUAUAGCUGUCUUAAACCAACAGUAUCCCAUCCAUUGUAUAAGUGCUGAUUUUAGGUACUUCCCUUGUAUGAUGUCAUGAAAUCUCAUUGACAACUGUCAACGAUUCAACUCACCGGUUCAAUUCUGUUACCAAUUCAGAUUUAUACAAGACUUGUUUGUUUUAAGUUGUUUGUCUUCUGCUGUCAAAUCAAGAUGGAGCUGAGAUGGAUAAAUAGACAACACGUUGAACACUGGCUAAAUGUUAUAAUAUUAUGAACUCAGUUUGUGAAACGCUGCUUCAGCGACCAAUUAGAGACAUUAUGAAGAAGGGAAAUCUAUUUUUCAACCACAAAUAUUUUGGUUAAUGCAAAAAAAAAUCUAAAUGUAAAUAUAACCUAAGGUUUAUUUUACACAAUAAGGGGGAUCAAUUAGGGGUUCAACAUUGACCUUUCCAGAACUGUCUAGAAGGAGGCGCUGUAUUAGUUUUCAGUUCGACCAGCUGAGGAAAGCAGAGCUGAAUAAGUUGUUUAAAAUGAUGUUCAGACACACAACACUUGUUAAAAUAAAGUUUUAUUUUUAAAUGUU
Messenger RNA from Oncorhynchus gorbuscha (pink salmon), 4850 nucleotides. RefSeq lists its product as uncharacterized. The record is from RefSeq and is a predicted model, not a curated record. The transcript is spliced from 7 exons. NCBI's taxonomy places the organism in Eukaryota, Metazoa, Chordata, Actinopteri, Salmoniformes, Salmonidae. Bases 1450 to 4173 code for a protein of 907 amino acids.